GAUCAGGACCCAGCAGGACAGCUUUAGCCUGGACCGGCCGUUUGGGAGCAUUUUUUAUUUUUUUUUCCCCUGGACUUUGCGGGUUUUGGUGACAUUGGUCCGCAUUUUUCCGGUGGGGGACGCCGCUCCGCUUCCGGCUUUUCCGCAGGGGGCGUUGCCUCACUUCCUGGUUGCGGGCCGUGUCACCAGCCCGAGUUUUGUUCUUUUUUUUCGGUGUCCUGUGACAUCGCCCCGCAUCUGUCCGGUGGGGGGCGUCGCUUCACAUCCGGUUUCCGUGGAGGAUGCCGCCCCACUUCCUGUCCGCGGGGGGUGUUACAGGCCCGUGUUUUGCCCCCUGGAUUUUUUUUUCUGUUCUGUGGAUCUUGUUUUUUUUCCCUGCCCUCCCUCCCCUGGUUCCUGGUUCUCGAGAGGUGGGUCUGGCUGCGGUGCGUCGGGGGCUUUGCUCGGGCCCUCCUGUUCGGCUGUGGACGUCGCUCGGCCCUCCUGUUCGGCUGUGGACGUCGCUCGGCCCUCCUGUUCGGCUGUGGACGUCGCUCGGCCCUCCUGUUCGGCUGUGGACGUCGCUCGGCCCUCCUGUUCGGCUGUGGACGUCGCUCGGCCCUCCUGUUCGGCUGUGGACGUCGCUCGGCCCUCCUGUUCGGCUGUGGACGUCGCUCGGCCACUCUGGCUGCGCCGCCGUGUGCCUUGCUCCCCCCACCUGCCUCGCCGUGUGCCUUGCUCCCCCCACCUGCCUCGCCGUGUGCCUUGCUCCCCCCACCUGCCUCGCCGUGUGCCUUGCUCCCCCCACCUGCCUUGCCGUGUGCCUUGCUCCCCCCUCCUGGACCCGUCGGGACUGUCGGGACGAUUUGGCGCGUCGGGAGCCGCGCCUUGAGGGGGGGGUUCUGUCAGGACUCUGCCUGGACUUUGGCCAUGUGCCUUUUGUUUAUGUUUUCAUGUUCACGUGUCUGCCCCGCCCUUGUCUUUUCUGCCCCGCCUCUGCACUCCUGUCCCUCAUGUUAAUUAAUUAUUUGUGUUAUUUAGUUGAGCCGCGUUGCAUUGUGCAGCGCGGAAUCCUCUUGUCUAUUGUCUCCUGUUAUUGUCUUCAUGUCUGUUGUUGCCCUUGUCCUGUUUCGUGUUUCUUUUGUUUAUUAAACCCUGUUUUUGUUAAGCUGUCCUGCGUUUGGGUCCGUUUUUAUCCCGCGUUCGCUGACACAUUGUGAAUAUAAUUAGGUAACUGUAAAAAUGUCAUGUUAUCUUAUGCUAGCAAUUAUUAACCUUAUCAAUUCUUUAUAUAUAUCUUAAAUCCCCUCAGAAAUCCUGUCAGAUUAUGAGUUUAACCAGAUUUUCACAAAUCCUGUCAGAUUAGCUCACGUUAGUUAGCUGGUUAGCAUUAGGAGUAACAAUGAUUAAUCAAAAUGUACUAAAGUUCCUGUCAGAAAUCGUGAGAUUUGUUCAAGUUAGCAGGCUAGUGUUAGCAGUGUUAAUUUAAAAAUGAAACCCAACACAAAAAAAAAAAGUUCAACUUUUGUUAUUCAUGUUAUUCAUGACCCAAUGAUGAGGUGAAACUACUGGGCUGCUGGAUACAGAAUAGCGCUAAUCACAGGCUAAAAUGGUCAUUAAAUGAAAAUGGCUUUUAGAGAAUAUUUGUAUGCACAUAUGACAACACACACACACAUACACACACACACACACACACACACACACACACACACUGUGGGGCGUGGCUAAUGUGAAAAGCUCCUGUCAGGUUGUAUCCCUUCCCCCUCAUGUGUUCAGUGUUUCCAGCGUGCAGUUGGGAAUGUGGGCGGGGCUUUGGGAGGUCAGUAAUUGAAAAGGAUUAUGGGACAUUAAUGGUGUUCGACAGCUACCUGGGUCAGUUUCUCUGCUUUUUCCUCAGGAGGCGAAGAAGAGAUGAGCGUGGGGACUUGUCGGAGCGGAGGAGAAGGACCCGAUUCGGCGGUGAUGAAAAGUUCUCCCUGUCUGAAGUGACAAAGAAGGAGCCAAUUACCGGAAUCCUCUGUCAGUCUCUGCUCCC
Molecule: messenger RNA, 2014 nt
Organism: Tachysurus vachellii
Lineage: Eukaryota; Metazoa; Chordata; Actinopteri; Siluriformes; Bagridae
Exons: 2
Coding region: 282-1199 (305 amino acids)
Source: RefSeq, a predicted model, not a curated record